Molecule: messenger RNA, 1156 nt
Organism: Sorex fumeus (smoky shrew)
Lineage: Eukaryota; Metazoa; Chordata; Mammalia; Eulipotyphla; Soricidae
Gene: RIBC2
Product: RIB43A domain with coiled-coils 2
Exons: 7
Coding region: 1-1146 (381 amino acids)
Source: RefSeq, a predicted model, not a curated record
AUGGACCCCGGCGCGGCGAUGCUGCUGCCCAGGGACCAGAAGCAGUUCCUGGCGCUGACCCAGAGGCGGCACGCGGAGCUGCUGCGGCAGGGCCGGAUCUUCAACGCCAGGGCCCGGCUCAUCGGGGGAGACCCCGCCGCGUGGGACAUUCAGGUUCGAGACCAGAAGAUUCGAGAGGCGACUGAGAAGGCUAGAGAUGAAAUCUUCGCCGCCGAGAUGAAGCACAACGACAAGAUCCUGUGCAUGUUAGAAAACCGGGAGAAGACAGAUAAGCUAAACAUCUGCAGAGCCAUCAGCAAGUUCCGGCAGAACUGCCAGCGCCCCGAGACGCGCCGCGAGUUCGACCUCUCGGACCCCCUGGCCCUCCAGAAAGAGCCGCCAGCCCGGCUCUCGGACCACGACCCCCGCAACACCGUCUCGGGCAUGCAGAAGUUCAUGGGCGAGGACCUCGACUUCCAGGCCAGGAAGAAGUUCCAGGAGGAGCAGAACCGGGAGUGGCUCCUGCAGCAGCAGCGGGAAGGACGCGACGCGCGGGCAGCGCGGAAGCGCGCAGAGGACCGCCACACGCAGACCCAGCUGCAGUUUGACGCCACCGCCAGGCUCCUGGACGAGCAGGAGAGGGCCACCAGCAAGGCCAUCUGCGUGGCAGUGAAGGAGUUCAACAAGAGCCAGGUGGCGGAGCUGGCGACCAGGAGGGCCCGAGAGAGGCAGCAGGAAGAGGAGGACAACGCGGCCGAGAUCUGCCACCUGCUGGGCUGGGACCUGCUGACCGAGAACCCGCUGCAGGCGGCCAGCACCGGGGGCCCGCGCCGGCUGCUGCCCCACCGCUGGAAGGGCAUGAGCGCCCAGGAGCGCGCGCACGUGCGCGACCUGCAGCAGCUGCAGGUCCAGGAGAAGCUGAGGCUGCAGGAGGAGGAGCGGCAGCGCGCGCGCGCCUGGGACCGGCUGCGGGUGCAGGAGGCCCGGGACGCGCAGCUGGAGCAGCGGCAGCGGGAGCGGCAGCGGCGGGAGGCGCGCCUGGCACUGGACUGCAGCAACCGGGGCCUGGCCGAGGAGCAGCGGCUCCGGGAAAAGGCCACGAAGGAGGCGUCCACGAACUACCACAGCGAAGACUACUUCUCGCAGUUCAAUACAAGGAGCCGAUAAGGACCCGAGC